CAAGAGUUUGAGGUUGCUGUGGGCUGUGAUGCUAGGAUACUCUACCCACGGCAAUAGCUUGAAACUGUCUCAAAAAGAGAUGGGGGGGAGGGAGGGAGAGAGAAGGAAAAUCUUGAUCACCUUGGACAGGGAAGGUUUCCUCAUUGAGACACCAGGCACAGUAGGGCCAGAUCACCAUCCAGGAGAUGGAACACAUUGCCCCAGAAUGUGUAAGGUCGAGGGCUUCUCUCAUUUACCCACACCAAAGUCGCCUAACCUCAGAAGAGAAUGAACAGCUACUCGUGGCAGUCUGAUAUUUGGCCAAGAGAUGCUGUCUCAUAACAGAAAACUCUCUAAGGGGCCCUAUACAGCAUUUUUGCUGACCUUGCAUUGUCCUUCACAGUUCACAUUUCACCGUGGACGUACUGUUUAAAAUUAGUGACCAGAUAAACACUUAAGACUUCCGAAUCUUCUGGUAAAAUGGCUGCUCAGCUUAAUGACGAGAAAGUUCCUCACAUAGACACUUUCACAGUAACACAAGAGUGUAUGACUACUAAACGGUCCCAAUCACACACUCAACGCCGCACACCGUCACGACAUUCACCACACGGUCAUUCAGAGCCCUAUGCAGAAACUCCCGAUGCUUCAGACCUCCCCGCAGCGACCCAGCUCAAACGCACGUCCACCGCGGGUCCAUACACAUAGGCACUCACAACCCCCGAAAAAUUGAAAAGAGAUGUUGGCUGUGGCCUUCCCACCCUAGAGAGUACUACGCUUCCCAGAAAAGACUGCGGCGCGCGUCCAAUCACGGCGCAGUAUGGGAAGGCUGUGUGCGUCCGCGCCAUCUUCCGGCUUCGCGCGGCGAGUCCUCUGCUACAGAGGUGGAAGGGCAUCCUGGGAUGCGGUUGCGGUGGCCCUUGGACCCGAAGAGGCGUCAGCUCUGCCAUCUCACGUCUGUGCCCUUCCCCAAGAGAGGAACCAGGAGAAGGACCCAUCAGGCCUUGAAAUUCUAAAAGUCAUGUCCCUUGGGUCAGAAUUGUUCAGGGAUGUGGCCAUACUCUUCUCCCAAGAAGAAUGGCAGUGGCUGGUGCCUGCUCAGAGGGAUCUGUACAGAGAUGUGAUGUUGGAGACCUACAGCAACCUGGUCUCACUGGGUCUUCCCAUUUCCAAACCUGAUGUAAUCUCCUUCCUGGAGCAAGGCAAAGAGCCCUGGAUAGUGGAGAGGGUGACAACAGGAGACCUGUGCCCAGUAGUGGAAUCUGGAUGUGAUGCCAAGGUAUUAUCUCCAAAGCAGCAUGUAUAUGAAGUUGAAUCACCCCAAUGGGAGAUUAUGGAAAGCCUUACAGGUUAUAGUCUUGAGUGCUCGAGUGUCCAAGAUGACUGGGAAUGCAGAAGCCAGUUUAUCAGACAAGGAAAUCUAAACAGACAUUUCAGUGAAAUGACAAUCAGUCGUGAAGAAAUUCCUAUUUUUGACCAGCAAGAAUCCCUUGCUUUUUAUCAGAAAAUUCAUACUAGAGAAAAACCCUAUGGCUAUGAUAAAUGCAGAAAAGACUUCUGGCAAAAGAAAUUCCUUAUUAAUCAUCAAGGAAUUCAUACUAAUGAGAAACCCUAUAAAUGUAAAGAAUGUGGGAAGGCCUUUAAAUAUGGCUCACGAUUAAUUCAACAUGAGAAUAUUCAUUCUGGCAAGAAACCCUAUGAAUGUAAGGAAUGUGGGAAGGCUUUCAAUUCUGGUUCAAAUUUCAUACAACAUCAGAGAGUUCAUACUGGUGAGAAACCUUAUGAAUGUAAGGAUUGUGCAAAGGCUUUCAGUCGAAGUUCACAGUUGAUUGAACAUCAGCGAAUUCAUACUGGUGAGAAACCCUAUCAGUGUAAGGAAUGUGGCAAGGCCUUCAAUCGUAUCUCACAUCUUAAAGUACAUUAUAGAAUUCAUACUGGUGAAAAACCCUAUGCAUGCAAGGAAUGUGGGAAAACCUUUAGUCACCGGUCUCAAUUGAUUCAACAUCAGACUGUUCAUACUGGCAAGAAACUCUAUGAAUGUAAGGAGUGUGGGAAAGCCUUUAAUCAAGGUUCAACUCUUAUUCGACAUCAGAGAAUUCAUACAGGUGAGAAACCCUAUGAAUGUAAGGCAUGUGGAAAGGCCUUUAGAGUGAGCUCACAACUUAAGCAACAUCAGAGAAUCCACACUGGAGAGAAACCCUACCAGUGUAAGGUGUGUGGGAGAGCUUUCAAACGGGUCUCACAUCUUACUGUACAUUACAGAAUUCAUACUGGUGAAAAGCCAUAUGAAUGUAAGGAAUGUGGGAAGGCUUUUAGUCAUUGCUCACAACUGAUUCAACAUCAAGUAAUUCAUACUGAGGAAAAGCUCUAUGAAUAUAAGGAGUGCAGGAGGACCUUAAGUCAUGAAUCAACUGUUCAACAUCAGAGAAUGCAUAAUAGAGAAACACAUGUGAAUUUAAUAAAUGUAGAAAAGCCUUCAAUCAGCACUUAUCCCUUAUUAAUCAUCAGAGAAUUUAUGCUGGCAAGCAACCAUAUGAACGGAAGUAAUGGAGAAAGCCCACUAGCUUAGGCUAAUCACAACUCUUACGGAUGAAGACCUGAAGAAUGUAAUGUAAGUGAGAAUGCCUUCAUUUAGACCUUAUAUUUUAUUCUAAAUCAGAAAAUCCGUAUCAAAGAAAAAUUUUCUGGAUGAAAAUUGUUUAGAUCAUGAUUGUUAAAGAAGCAAGAAAAGGCUAGAAAAAUUUUGUUCUCCAACACAUUCCAGUAUCACAUUUUCUAACUACAGUGUAAUAAUUUUAACAAGAGUCAAUGUUUUAGUUUUCUUGGAAAUUAAAAAAAAGUCAAAUUAUUACUUGAUUAACAAGGAAAUAGAUCAUGUGAUCCCCAUAAAUGGUAAUGGAAAGAAUGAAUUGAGAAGUUUACACAUCAAGAGACAUGAGGUGUAGGCUACAAAGAGAUGUGAGAUGUAGCCAAAGCUUCACCUAGAGUAAUUUUUAUAGCUUUUAAAUGCAUGCAUAUUAUAUGAAAACCUGAAAGAUAAAUUGUAAUACACUAAAUGUGCUACUCAAGACUACCAAACACCCAGGCAAUGAAAAAAAGUAAUAAGAACAGAAAAUGAUGAUCAAUAGUAAAUAGAAAAUGAUCAUCUUUCGCUAAUCUCAGUUUUUAUUUCUUCCUGAUCCAGGAAUAAUUUAAAUUUAGGAAAGUGUUUCUUAAUUUCUACAAUGUUAAAUUAUUUUUAGUUAAUUUACAUGACUGUCACAGACAGAUGGUUGCCAGCCUAGCAGGCAUAGCCAAGCCCCCUUCUUUCUGGCAGCAGCUGUGUCUUGUCUUAUCUGAGGCUAUCAGAUGCUAAUUUUCCAGCAUCCUGUACAGCUCAGAAUGGCCAGUAUAUCCCAGUGUUGGCCAGGGGAAUCUUCUGGAACUACUGGGAAAUAUUUUACUCUCAGAGGUGACGUAUAUUAUGGAAACUCCAUCCCUCUCACUUACUGCUUUUAAACAUUUUCUUAUGAAAACUUGAUGCCCAGAGCUGCUGCAGCUAUCUUGGAACCAAGUGGAGAAAACAGGGGGCCUCAGCAAAGCUGACCUAGAGCCUUAGCUACUGGGCUACUGGGCCAAUUCUGGAAUUGCCUCUUUGAUGCCUUGUUAAGUAAAAAAAAAAAAAAAACUUGCUGGAAACCUUUUAUUUGGAUAUUUUAUAAAUUUGCAGCCAAAAGCAUCCUAAAUGGCAUAACUUCAGAAUUUAUUUCAUUACAAUUGGUACUUUUGGCCUGAAAAUAUCUACUUUUGUCAGUUUGGCUUUGUAGAUUUUUGUAUAUGUUCCAUGAAUGCUGAAAAAAAUAUUUAUUCUACAUUUGUGGAUACAAGUUCCUAAAGUAAGUUUAUUGAACCACCGGAUUACAAUAAAAUUCUCCAUGUUUUUAUAUAAUAUAGCAUACUGGAUCAGAAUUUCCUAAAAUUGAUUGCUUUUUUCUUUGUUUUUGGCCAAGGUCUUGAAUUUCCAGAGAUUUUUGCUUUUUAACUUACGUUGUUUGACCAAUAGUGACAUAUUACUAAACCUCUGUUUAUGGAUCAUCUUUUAUCAUUACAUAAUAUCCCAUUUUGGCUAGUACAGGGGUUUACAAACCUAAUCAAGCCUACUGCCUGUUUUUUAAAAUAAAGUCUUAUUGGAACACAGCAUGGUCACUAUCUGUGACUGCGUUUGUACCACUAUAUCAGAACUGAA
Molecule: messenger RNA, 4201 nt
Organism: Nycticebus coucang (slow loris)
Lineage: Eukaryota; Metazoa; Chordata; Mammalia; Primates; Lorisidae
Gene: ZNF582
Product: zinc finger protein 582
Exons: 5
Coding region: 797-2545 (582 amino acids)
Biological process (GO): regulation of cytokine production; regulation of immune system process; negative regulation of transcription by RNA polymerase II
Source: RefSeq, a predicted model, not a curated record